UGUUGAUACCCGGCGAGGCCUCUGUCCGACGCAGUCUGUGCGUAACCAUCGCGUCGACAGUGUUUCUCGUCGUACGUGACCGACAUUUGGAUUACGCGCGCGACGCCGGUUUGUGCGCGCCUCGCAUUGUCUCGUGUCACCAUCUCGUCACUCGGUCGGACACACGCGAAAAGGCAAUCGUCGUCGCAAAGAAUUUCCGAUUCCGAUCAUGGACGGCGAGAUCGCUGCCUCCGCCGCCGUCACAAUCGAUGAAAUGGAACCCGCCAAGGUCCAGUUGAAUUUGAACGUCGAGGAAGCCGCGGGUGGUUGCGGUAGCGAUAGCGGUGUAGACGUGACGCCGGCAGUGUCAUGCGACUCGAGCCUGGCGUCGGGUUGUUACGAUCCGUGCAAGAGCCCGCUGGGACCAUUCAGCCCCACCGAAACCGGCGGCCCGUCCUCAUUGCCUUGUUACCCGACCAACGUCGGCUAUAGCAGGCCUUCCACACCGACUUGGCGCAGGUCCGCCGACCGUCAGCCAUGCAAGUUACCGAGCAGUAUGUCGUCGUCGUUCCACUUCGAGACGGCCAGGAACAGCCCGCCCCGAACCGAGUCGCCGAAGAGAACCGACCUGAAUGCGGCGGCCAAACAGUCCAAGGUAUCGACGGUCAAGAAGUUGGUCAGCACGUACGACAUGGUCAAAUCGCUGGACAAGUUCGCCACGUUGCCAAGGCGCAGGAGGAAAUCCAAGGAAAACCUCGCGGUCACUGGCGCCACACCAUCAGCUGGCACCGCGGUCGUCCCCUCAGCGCCCAGAGAACCCAGUCUGAACCGGGCGGCCAGUCUUAGGAGAAAGCACAUCGAACAGGGUGCACUCGCCCACCUAAACAGUGGUGGAGGUGGUAGUAGUAGUAGUAGUAGUGGUACUAAUACCGGUAUAUCAUCGCCAGUGAAACCAUCUCUUCCGAAAGCCACCAGGCCGCCGCCGGUUACCGCCAGGACAAAGAUAUACCACGAGGUAUGCUCGCAGACUUGCCUGACUGGCGAAGACAUCACCAAUGUGCUAUCGGGCAGUAUAUUGCCAGCAAUCGAAAACAGGGUUGAAACUAAUGACGCUGGAGUACAGGUCGAUUUAGUGGAAAAAAGGAUCAAUGCACUUGAGACUGAGCUAAAGAAAAAGACUGAACAAUUAGACUAUAGAACAAAAGAAUGCGAGGAACAACGGGAGUUAGUUCUACAAUUACAAGAACAGGUCCUACGUGAUGAUAUGAACACAACUAGAAAUCUUGAUGCUUAUAAUUUGCAUGUAUGCAAUAUUUUUAAUAUAAAUGAUUGUUUAGAUCCAUCACCCGAAAAUGUCUUAGAUUUGUUACAAAAUCACAGGACAACCACUAACGCAUUGAUUAAUGAACAGCAAAGAGAACUCAACGACCUUAGGACUCUUUGUGCUUCUUUACAUAGAGAUUUGGAAAAAAGCUAUGCGGCUCAAAAAUCACUUUUGCAAGCCAAUCAAGCCUCUGAAAUGGAAUCUUCAGAAAUUCGAGACUUUUUGCAAGCUGAGAAGGCUAUGCUAUCAGACACAAUUAAGGAACUAGAAAAAGAAGUCAAGGAUUAUAAAGAACAAUUGGCUGUAAAAGGAAAAGAGGCUUCCAAAACUAUGGAGCAAUGUACACAUUUAGUAAGGAUAUCUGAACAACGAAGACAAGAGAAUUUGUCUCUACAAGCAAAAAUGCGUGUAAUGGAAAAUAAAAGUCGUGAAUUGUUACAACAACAAGAUACGACUGUAUCAAGUGCUGUCGUUGGUUUGUCUGGAUUAGGCAGUCGUCUCGAUGCACUGUUGGAUAGACUCGUCAAAUCCUAUUCCAUUUCAGAAGCUGAUAUCGAAGAUGAAGUAUACUUCAAUGAAGCAUACACAAAUGGAGACAGUAGCAGUGAUUCUGAACAACUUAAUGGUUCAUCAAAUAAGUCUGACUCAAAAAGCCUUAUGUCUGCUAUUGUUUCUGCUAUUAAAUCAGCACCAACUAAUUGGCAUAAAGGAAAAUUUGAUAAAAACCUUGCGGCCAACACAAAUUCACAUGAAUCUCCUAUUAAUUCUCCUAUGAAACGUCUACAAACAUCAGAAUCUAUGAAAGAACUGCAAAGAACAUAUUCUCCCGUUGGUAAACGAAACGGAUCAACCAGUGAUCUAUUAUCACAAACUAAUUCCUUAGACGAUUGUAGUGAUUUACAAUCGGCCGAAAGUGAAUCCUUGAAUAAUCUAUCAGAGGCCAUAGUCGCCAGACAACAAUUGGAGUUGAGCAUGAACAAUACUAGCAAUGGAAACUUUGACUUUGAAUUUUUGGAGGACUUCCGAGCACCAGAUGCUGAUCUCUUAGACCAAGUGAUUGAUUUAGACAAUACGGUCACCAAGUUGUUAAAAGUUAUCACUCUUGUUCAGACGAAUGGUAAAGAACAACCUCUGCAUUCAGAAAGACAUGAAAUCAAACACACAAACGGUGUCAAUGAUAAAAGCAGACAGUGUUCCUCGCAGUCCCCAUUGAUGACACAUGACAGUGAUGAAUCGAGUUAUAAACUGCCACCAAUAGUGCCUAUGCAGGAACUAAACUCAAGCUCACCAAAAGCUUUAAAUGGAAUAUUGUGAUGACUAAUUUUAAUUUUUACACUUUACAUGUGUGUUUUAUUUUUUUUUUCUAUGUAUAAAUAUUACAUUAAUAUUAUUUUAACCAUCUAUUAUUAUAUAAUAGAAUAUUAUAUUUGUUUAAA
Messenger RNA from Aphis gossypii (cotton aphid), 2739 nucleotides. RefSeq lists its product as uncharacterized. NCBI's taxonomy places the organism in Eukaryota, Metazoa, Arthropoda, Insecta, Hemiptera, Aphididae. The record is from RefSeq and is a predicted model, not a curated record. The coding region runs from base 209 to 2617 and encodes 802 amino acids. The transcript is spliced from 10 exons.